Molecule: messenger RNA, 2755 nt
Organism: Myxocyprinus asiaticus (Chinese sucker)
Lineage: Eukaryota; Metazoa; Chordata; Actinopteri; Cypriniformes; Catostomidae
Product: protein shisa-5-like
Exons: 5
Coding region: 168-926 (252 amino acids)
Source: RefSeq, a predicted model, not a curated record
ACAGGCCUAGUGUCAUGCUCAGAUCCUGAGGAUUAAACCUGUAACCGGGAGUGGACUUUGUUCUUGAAACCCACAGUAGGAUUUCAGCAGACACGCCAGUGCUGUAGGCGUCUCCUCAAAUUUCACUCUGCCCAUUAAAUGCGCUAUUGAAGGUGAACAGUUCCGCAAUGGCUUCCACAGUAACAUUUCUUCUGCUCCUGUUUGCCCUUUUAUUUACGGCGACAGUCGCUGAUAAUGACUGCAAGAGCUACAUAUCCAGUGGUGGUGCGUUCAAGAACUCCAUCAAUUGCAAUUUUUUGCAGUUUUGCUGUGGGACCUGUGAUAACAGAUACUGCUGUUCCAAUCCGUCAAUGAUAUUAACCGAAGAUGCUCAAGAAGACUGUUUUUUCAACAACAACAAUUUAAAGCCUAUCGCUAUAGGUGUGACGAUAACGGGGAUUGCGAUCUUCGUUAUUGUCUUCAUCGUCUGCUGUGUCUGUCCCUGCUGCUGUAUCUACAAAAUGUGCAGAAAUCCCAGACCUGUGAUGGGAGCAACAACAACUACAGUCGUAACAACACAAUACCCUCAGCAGCCUGUCAUCCAGGGAGUUCAGUACCCACCAUAUCAACCUGUGCCCCCUCAGUUAGGGUACGGUGCUCAGCCAGCCUAUGGAGGGCAACCCAUGCCAACUGGACCAUAUAAGGGACAGCCAUAUGUAGCAGGACCUCCACCACCAUAUCAGGAGGCUGGCCCAGGAUAUCCUGUUCCCUACAGUCAGGCUGCAUAUGAUGGUGGCCAGGCAGGGUACCCCAUACAACCUCCAGUUCAGCCAGGUUUCGCUCAUCCGCCUCAACCAACAGACUACAGUUCGAAUCAGCCAGCCUACAACCCGAAUCAGCCAGCCUACAACCCUAACUAUGUGGAACCACCAAAGACCGGUUACUAAACCACAAACGUCUGUCACAUUAGUCACCAUUGGAUUGUUGAUGGCUACAUAAUUCCAUAACCAGGUUUCAGAAAAAAGCGCUAUUGUGGAUUUUACAGCUGCCGUGGACAGCAUCCAAUUGUGUUGGGAAUAAAAAUUAUAAUUGUUGUUCAUUAUUAUUAUUAUUAUUGGUGUUUUUAAAGGGAUAGUAAUGUUGUUCCAAACUCGUAUGACUUUCUUUCUUUCAUUGAAUACAAAAGGAGAGUUAUGCUGAACGUUAGGGGCUGACAGCAUCAGUGAAAUUGAAUGGUGACUGAGGAUAACGUUUUGCCUGGCAUCUUUUCUUUUUCUUGCUCCAAGCAAAAAACAAAAAAAGAAAGUCUUACGGUCUUUGGUGGGUUUGUAGAGUAAAUGAUGACUUCAUUUAAGCACCAAUGUAAUUUCUUUUACACGUCAUAAAUCUAUUUUUAUCUACUCCAGCCAUUACUCGUGACUCCAAGCCAUAUUUUGAGCUCAGUUCGUUCUCGUUUUGUUUGUUUUUCUCCAGUGAACAAAAGGGAAAUGUUUUUUUCUAAAAAUAUAUAUAUAUAUAUAUAUAUAUAUAUAUACUUGAGAAACAAUAUCUAAAUAUCCUUAAAAAUAUAAAUAUAUUUACUUUUAUGAUUUAUGAUUUUAAGGCUUGUUUUCAGAGAAUAUACAGUAUCUUGUUUUCAGAAUUUUGUUAGAUUAAUGCUAAAAAAAAAAAAAUGUAAUAACAAAAGUAUUUGAUUUUUCAAUAAUUCAAGAUAUAUUGUCUGAAAAUAAGUUUUAAUAAAUUACUCAAGUUUGCUUCUCAAGUUAAUUUAUUUGAAGUAUAUUUAGAUACUUUUACUGGAAAACAACAAAAAUACAGAUUAAGACUUUUUUUCAGUGCAGUACUCUUUUCCAUCUUUAAAUGUCGUUAAUCGCCUUAAUUAUGAGGCUCAUUAGCUUCAUUUUUGUCCUGAGAACUUGCACACAUGUUUUUGACACUUUAUGGAGGAAUGUGGUUGGUGAACUUAAUGAUUAUCGUAAUUCCAGCUUGCUGUUUAGAUGUUUGUAUUUUCUGCCUGUAUUUUCACCAUUUACAUUUUAUUCAGGUUUAUGCGUCUGUGAAUGUUCCUUAACAUCUGAAGUGUAAUAAUGUGUCUUCAUGUAAAAAGAUCCAGAAUAUGCCUUAUUUAAUGCAGCUUAUGCAGCAAAUUACAUGGUAAUGGUAGAGUUCACCAUUUACUCGCUUUCAUUUCGUUCCAAACCCAAAGGAGGUAAUUGUUACAGGUCUGUAUUAAGCUUUAAUGUCAAGUACAGAUUUCCCAUUGUGUGUUUGUGAGAAUUUAAAAAACAAACAGAUGUUAUUUUUGUUUGGUCACGUUGACGCACAGUUUUGCCGUGAUCAUGGUGAACGUAACAUUUUCUGCAUCAUAUAAUUGCCCAAGUUUAGAGUAUUUAACUUUGUCAGCCUUACUUUUUUAAGUUGAAAAAUGUUUGAUUUGGUGAAAGUUGUAGAAGACUUACUGGGAAACCUGGAACUAGUAGCAAGGGGAAAGUACUUCAGGUAUGUUAAAGGAAGGCAACAACAUGUUUUAGAAAUGUUCCUCAUGAGUUCGUGAUUAUUUGAAAUUUAAAAUAAACACAUGCUUGCUUUUACGAAUGAAAGUCUCUCAAGGUUACAAAAGGCUUAUGACACUUUUGGGCUUCCAUAUUUAGUUUUUAUUUGGUGUAUUGUCAGAUAUUGUUUUUAUAAACUGUGUAAAUGUUAAACUGAUGUUCAAAAGUUUAUAUUACAUGCAUCUCUAUGUUUGCAACAUUAAAUAAAAGUGUUGGAACCAUUA